Molecule: messenger RNA, 480 nt
Organism: Quercus robur (English oak)
Lineage: Eukaryota; Viridiplantae; Streptophyta; Magnoliopsida; Fagales; Fagaceae
Exons: 2
Coding region: 1-480 (159 amino acids)
Source: RefSeq, a predicted model, not a curated record
AUGGCCUUAAACAAGCUCCAUGAGCUUGGUUUACCAAAUUCAGCUCUACUAUCUCUCACUUGGGUUACAUGGCUAGCCAUUAUGAUUCUGCCUUAUUUCUUCGUCGCACUGGCAAAAGCACUAUUUUACCUCUCCUCCAAGUAUGCUUCUGAACUAUUCUCUCGAGUUGGACUCACUGAUAGCAAGACUGUUGACAUUCCAGUUGAACUUAAUGCGCAUCUAACUCUCACAGGAGGGAAAUCAUUGUCUAAUCCCUCUUUUUACAGACGCUUGGUUGGCAGCCUAGUUUAUCUCAUUGUCACUCGUCCAGACAUUUCCAAUGCUGUUCACCAGGUGAGCCAGUAUAUGUCUACUCCACGAUUGACUCACUAUGCUACUGUUUUGUGCAUUCUUCGGUACCUAAAGGGCACUAUCUUCCAUGGCUUUUUCUACUCUGCUCAGUCUCCUCUUGUUCUCCAUGCAUUUUCUGUUGCUGAUUGA